Neurospora tetraspora is the source of this 2015-nucleotide messenger RNA. RefSeq names its product amidase signature domain-containing protein. Bases 102 to 1934 code for a protein of 610 amino acids. The record is from RefSeq and is a predicted model, not a curated record. Gene Ontology annotation, molecular function: catalytic activity. NCBI's taxonomy places the organism in Eukaryota, Fungi, Ascomycota, Sordariomycetes, Sordariales, Sordariaceae. The transcript has 5 exons.
AGUUCCUGGUUCAAUAUCGUCGCCCCACGUCAACACGACCGCCCCUCCCGUCCCUUUCGACUCCAAGCGGCACCAAUCACAGUGAUAACCCCAACCUCGCGAUGGCCUCAACUAAGAAAUUCCUCAAUCACCCGGGGGCCAAGGAGGCUCCCGCUCACGUCUUGGAGUUCAAGCCUGAGGCGGACCACAAUCCUCCCAUGCGUGGACUGCCGUUGGUAGCUGCUUCGAUGCUCGUUUCCAACUCGCAAUGGCUUCAAAAGUUCAUGUGGAGCAACGCCAAAUUUGGGCAGGCUAGGUCUAUGUCCGAGCUGAACGGUGAACAAUGGAGGGUACAGCCCAACGUCAUCCCCCUAUCUUCAUCUUCCGAAACCUCCACCCAAACCCUUCUAUCCUUCGACCCCUCCCUCACCACCCCUCAACCCCCCACCGUCCCGGGCCGCUUCAACUCCAUAGCCGACUACCACGCCGCCUACGCCUCCGGGCAGCUCACUCCGCUUCAAGUCAUCGACGCGCUCCUCCCGCUGAUCCGGCGCGACAUCAAGCCCGAGCAGCAGCAGUCCAAGUACGCCGUGGCCUUCAUCCAGUCCAAGGUGGGCGAGGUGUUGGCGGAGGCCAAGGCGUCGACGGAGCGUUGGCAAGCCGGCAGGCCGUUGGGCGUCCUGGAUGGCGUGCCGUUUGGUGUGAAAGAUGAUACCGAGGUGGAGGGCUAUGUCUCCACCAUGGGCAUGAAGGUUGAUGAGAGGUUUGAGUAUUUCAAGAAGCCGGCGACGGAGACGGUGUGGCCGGCGAAGAAGUUGAGAGAGGCGGGGGCGAUCAUGGUGGGGAAGAUGAAUCAGCAUGAGAUUGGCAUGGAUACGACGGGUUGCAACCCUACUACGGGAACGGCUACGAACUGGUACAACACCAAGUACUUCCCCGGUGGCUCGUCAUCUGGUGCUGGAUCUGCCCUCAGCGCCGGCCUUGUGCCUAUCGCUAUCGGUACUGAUGCCGGCGGCAGCAUGCGCAUCCCGCCCGCCUUCUGCGGCGUCUACGGCCUCAAGCCCACCCACAACCGGGUCGUCAGUCGUAACUCAUCCAUGUGCGUCGUCGGUCCCAUGUGCUCCAACCCAUCCGACCUGACCAUCGCCUACCGGAUCAUGGCCCAACCCAACCCUUCGGACCCCGCCCAAUCCUCUCUCGCCCCGUCCAUCCCACCCUCCCCUACCGCCAAAAAGUAUCUCGGCCUCUGCCCCGAAUGGAUCGCCCUCGCCGACGCCGACGUGCGCACCACCUUCAACCGGGCCAUCGAGACGCUCUGCAGCAGCCCUUCCUUCGGCGGCUACGAGCUCGUCACCAUCAAGCUGCCCUACCUGCGCGAGGGCCAGCUCGCUCACGCCGCGACCUGCCUGACCGAGGCGGCGGCCGACGCGCGCAACCGCGUUACCAACCCGGACGACUACCUCAAGCCGCUCAACUACCCCAACCGCAUCAUGGUGUCGAUGGGCGCCCAGACCCCCGCCGCCGACUACCUGCGCUACAACCAGCUGCGCCAGGUGAUUAUGCAGCACCUCGCCCACCUGUACGAGCAGUACCCCGGUCUGCUGAUCGUGUCACCGACUACGCCCAUGGCCGGGUGGCCCAUCAUGCCGGGCGACGAAGCGUACGGGUGCAGUGAUGGGAAUAGGAGCAUUAGGAAUAUGACGUAUGUGUGGUAUGCCAACACGAGCGGGUGUCCGGCCGUGACGUGCCCCGGAGGGUAUGUGGAGGCGCAGCAGGGGGAGGGUAAGCUGCCGGUGGGCGUGAUGGCGAUGGCUGAGUGGGGAGAGGAGGAGAGGCUGUUGGGUUUUGCGAGGGAGCUGGAGAGGUACCUUGCUGAGGCGUAUGAGGGGGGCAGGCAGAGGCCGAGGGAGUGGGUGGAUGUUUUGGGGGCUGCGAAGGGGCAGGUGAAGAUUUAGGCUCGGCUUAGGAACCAUGUGAGUGUGCGGGCGUCAUGAGGAUUUUUGAGGUACCAUUUUGAAGGCGUGAAAGACCCAAUG